AUGUUCUUACCUUAUAUAGCCUGGCUUGCGCUCUCGUCUUGCCUAGGCGAUGGACUCAGGAACCGCAUUCGAGGUGUUCGAAGCAACGGCAGGGGCUCAUACGGCCCAGAAUACCUGCGCACAAUGACCUUUACCGGCCCUGCAAUGUCCGAGCAGAUCGAGCUAGACGACAUGUACCGCGAAGAACAAUACGAAUCCGACCGCGCGCGAUAG
Molecule: messenger RNA, 213 nt
Organism: Talaromyces amestolkiae
Lineage: Eukaryota; Fungi; Ascomycota; Eurotiomycetes; Eurotiales; Trichocomaceae
Exons: 1
Coding region: 1-213 (70 amino acids)
Source: RefSeq, a predicted model, not a curated record